CGCACAGUCGGCGGCCGCGCGCAGCACGCUCAGGGCCGGGAUGGCGGCGGCGGUGGCGGUGGCUUCAGGAAGCGGGACUCCCCGAGAGGAGGACGGAACCGCUGGGGAGACAGCGGCCUCGCAGCCCCCAGCCCCAACGAGUGCGCCUGGGGCACGUCUCUCGAGGCUGCCUCUGGCGCGAGUAAAGGCCUUGGUGAAGGCGGACCCCGACGUGACGCUAGCGGGACAGGAAGCCAUCUUCAUUCUGGCACGAGCAGCGGAGCUAUUUGUGGAGACCAUUGCAAAAGAUGCCUACUGCUGCGCUCAGCAGGGAAAAAGGAAAACUCUUCAGAGGAGAGACUUGGGUAGAGUGACACUGCGUGUCUGGGGACAGACAAGGGAGAGCGGGGCUGGUUUCCCCUUGCGCAGAUUGAGAAGACAUCACUCUGAUCUGAGAGAUAAUGCAAUAGAAGCUGUGGAUGAAUUUGCUUUUUUGGAAGGUACUUUGGAUUGAUUGCUGAGUGGAACAGUUUUGUGAGCCUUCAUCUGCAGCCUUCAGUUCACCCCUCUCUACAGGCCUCAGCUUUGAAGAACGGAGCCUUUGCGCUUAAACACACUCUUCCUGUUCUGCAGUUACCUAUGCUGGGAUAAGCAGAGAUCUCAUCAAUUAGCUUUUCUCUGCAAGGUCUUCCACUACUUUUGUCUUCCAUGUCAAGCCUGGGUGCAGCAACUGCUGCUUGGAGCAGAGAUGAAGAAAUGUUCUGCAUAAGUGGCUUACUGAAUGAUGAGGACCAGAAUAAAGGUUUUUGAUCAGCUUUA
This is a messenger RNA of Sapajus apella (tufted capuchin), 798 nucleotides long. RefSeq names its product DNA polymerase epsilon 4, accessory subunit (gene POLE4). The transcript has 4 exons. Gene Ontology annotation, molecular function: protein heterodimerization activity. Gene Ontology annotation, cellular component: epsilon DNA polymerase complex; nucleus. The record is from RefSeq and is a predicted model, not a curated record. Bases 41 to 493 code for a protein of 150 amino acids. NCBI's taxonomy places the organism in Eukaryota, Metazoa, Chordata, Mammalia, Primates, Cebidae.